Messenger RNA from Radiomyces spectabilis, 530 nucleotides. RefSeq lists its product as uncharacterized. NCBI's taxonomy places the organism in Eukaryota, Fungi, Mucoromycota, Mucoromycetes, Mucorales, Radiomycetaceae. The transcript has a single exon. The record is from RefSeq and is a predicted model, not a curated record. The coding region runs from base 71 to 334 and encodes 87 amino acids.
GCAUGGAACUACCAUGGAUAAAUGGUAAAAAAAAGCCAACUAAAAGAAGAAAAAUCAAAUAAGAAAUUAAAUGCUGUCAAUAUUCACUGGGCAAACUCCAAAAAAGACACGUCGAUACACUUUAUUGGCGUUGAAAAUGAUGACACCAAUAUUUUUUUUUAUCAAAAAAAGAAUACAGGUGGCACAAGAAAAAAAAAAGACGAGGCAAGUCCAUUUCAAGCAAGUCGCAUCAGGUUAUGGAAGGACAUGCCGAUUUGACCAGUCCUUUGCUUUCAUCUUUGGGUGUGGCUAUUGCUCCUUGCUUUCAUUGAUCUUAAUAGUUAGCUCAGUUUAACGCGCGUUACUCUUGGCAACUGCCGAGAACUAUUUCAUAACCACUGGUUUCAUUUUCGCAUUUUCAUUGGUAACAGCGAGAUAGAAAAUUUUUUUUUUCUUGAUUCGACUGAAACCCCACCUUUUUUUUUUGUUAUUAUUGCUCAGUUUUUUUCCACCUCCUCCUCUUGCCCUACGUAAGAACAACGAGUCUCCGC